ACCUUGGCAACGUCAGACUACAAUUUACCUCCGAAGGCGCUUCAUUUUCCAUCAGCUUCUCCUCAUUUUAAGCCGCAGCAGCAGGAUGACCACCGAGCACAGCAGCCACGACGUCGAGCAGGAACACAUUGAGAAUGUCGAGAAUAAGGUUGUGAAGAGAGACAGCGAGUCCAUACUGUAUCGUCUCUCUCACUACUGGCCAUUCAGACUCGUGGUGCGUGCAUACCGCGGGGUUUGGUUGAUGCUGGGUUUCUCACCCAAAACGGAGAAAGUUGAGAUUUGUACCGCGGUUUCCCCCCCGGCCCGCCACAGCCUGGCCGGCCGGAAGCGCCUCCACUGGGUGACCCGCCUGCUGCUGUCCGUCAUGCCCCGCCGCCUGCAGAGAGCCCUGGGCUACCCGGUCUCCAGCACCAUCGGCUGCUCCCUCUCCCCAGAAGUGCGAAUCUCUCCCACCAAACCUUGCGGGAAGGGCAGCAAGAGGAAGCAGGAUGAGGUGGAUGAAGAGGACGAAGGGGAGGAGCAGCCGUCCUGGGUGGAGGCCCUCAGUCAGGAGCUGGCUGACGAAGGCUCCGAUCAGGACCCAGACUACGAGCCUACUACUGUAGAGACUGAUAGUGAUGAGUACCGCUCGCACAACAACACGGAGAGCGACAUCGAGGUCGUGGGGAAGGGUGUGGUGAUUGAAGACGUCAAAACGGAUGUUGAGCCCAUCCAGACAAAAUGAAGUAACUGGCCUUGCUGCAGUUUCAUCUGUUAUUUAGCGUGUGUGGUCUUUACCUUGUCUUUUUCAAUGUAAUUUUGUAACUUUGUUCUUGGAAAUUCAAUAAAUGUUAUAUCUGUCA
Molecule: messenger RNA, 842 nt
Organism: Myripristis murdjan (pinecone soldierfish)
Lineage: Eukaryota; Metazoa; Chordata; Actinopteri; Holocentriformes; Holocentridae
Gene: org
Product: oogenesis-related gene
Exons: 6
Coding region: 86-724 (212 amino acids)
Source: RefSeq, a predicted model, not a curated record